Messenger RNA from Aspergillus luchuensis, 744 nucleotides. It is a transcript of the gene TIF45, whose product is annotated as eukaryotic translation initiation factor 4E. Gene Ontology annotation, biological process: translational initiation. Gene Ontology annotation, molecular function: RNA 7-methylguanosine cap binding; translation initiation factor activity. The coding region runs from base 1 to 744 and encodes 247 amino acids. NCBI's taxonomy places the organism in Eukaryota, Fungi, Ascomycota, Eurotiomycetes, Eurotiales, Aspergillaceae. The transcript has 3 exons. Gene Ontology annotation, cellular component: cytoplasm; eukaryotic translation initiation factor 4F complex. The record is from RefSeq and is a predicted model, not a curated record.
AUGGCCGCUGUUGCUGAGAACGGUCACGCGCCCGUGGCUGACGAGAACGCCGCCCCCGUUGCUGCCGCCGUCGAACAGAAGGAACAGACCGAGAAGACAAAUGGAGACUCUGUCACAGUAUUCCACGACCCCGAAAACUUCACUGUGAAGCAUCCCUUGAUGCACGAGUGGACUCUGUGGUUCACCAAGCCCCCUAGCGGCAAGGGCGAUAACUGGAACGAUCUGUUGAAGGAAGUUGUGACUUUCAACUCUGUUGAGGAAUUCUGGGGUAUCUACAACAACAUUUCGCCGACGUCCGAGUUGGGCCUCAAAGCCGACUACCAUCUCUUCAAGAAGGGAGUUCGUCCCGAGUGGGAAGACCCCCAGAACAAGCACGGAGGCAAGUGGUCAUACUCUUUCAAGGACAAGCGCUCCGUGCCCAUCGACGACCUGUGGCUCCACGCACAACUGGCCGCCAUCGGCGAGACUCUCGAGAACGAUGGUGACAACGAGGUUAUGGGUGUUGUUGUGAACGUACGCAAGGGCUUCUACCGUGUUGGUCUGUGGACCCGGACUGUUGGCAAGAGUAUCCCCGGAGACAAGAACGGUCGCACACCCGCACAGGGCAAGGAGAUCCUUGAGAACAUUGGUCGGCGGUUCAAGGAAGUCCUUCGUCUUAAGGAGGCUGACGCCGUUGAGUUCUCGGGUCACACGGACAGCGCACACAGCGGCAGCACGAGAGCCAAGGCCAAGUACACUGUCUAA